AUGGAUGUAGACUUCGAUGAUAAUGACAUCUCCUUUUCACCCGAUGUGCUUAAACGGUUGAAAAAAAUCAAGCCAUCAGCAUUUUCGUCCUCAUGGAGUUCCAUUCAAGGCGUACAACCGGUUGUGUUGAACCAUCGCCCUGCUCAAGCAUAUGACAUUCCAAUAUAUCUCUAUCAUCAUAUAUUUAGUGAUUUCAUGGCUCUGUGUGAGUCAUGCCAAGUAGAUGUUCAAGAUGAAAAGUUUGCUGUUGAUAUUUCCGUGGAAAUGUGCAAAGCCUUUGACAAUGAGGACAAGCGGAAGAUGGCAUUUAUUGAUAUUAUACGAAACUAUCCAAGUAAAUAUAGCUUUAAUGCCAACAAGGUAGGUGCAUACGAGACUGAUGGACAUAGAACGGUGACCGUUGAGGGCGAAGAUAUAAUCUUAGCUAUCUUAGAAGUCAAAUCCGAAUUUGGAAAGGGCCAUGGGUGUGCGUUUGUUCAAGCUACUGCAUACUAUUCACAGCACGUGGUGGAUGCAAGCGAAAAUCAACUCAAGCAUUAUCAGAAAACUUUUUGCCCGUGUUUAUUUUAUAUCUGGCAGAAACUGUCUGCAUCAGACAAUAAUGAUCGUCGAGCGGCUGUUUUUCCAUAUGUCCGAGUCUUCCACAGUCUUGGGUCAUCUAGUAGUCCUAUGUCAUUCACUUACAUACAACGUCUUACUGAUAAAAGACCACUCUAUGUAGCAAAGCUUUCAAAUACAGCAGAUCGUCUGGAUGUUGAUGACAAAGCAGGGGUAAAAGAUAAUGUGAUUACAGUGAUGAACUCGUUCCACGAGUUGGGAUAUGUACAUGGCGAUUUGAGGGGCGAAAAUAUUAUGAUUGCAAAUGAUGGACGAGUAAAGAUCGUAGAUUUUGAUUGGGCCGGAUCAGCAGGUCAGAUUGAGUAUCCUCAUUUUAUGAACCCACAAAUUCGGUGGCACAGCAAUGCUCAACCAGCUAAACCUAUACAGACUGAACACGAUAAAUAUCUGCUCGACAGCUACUUUAUAUUACAGUAUAUGUUAGGGCUAACACGUACAAUUAGUGAUUUAAAAAUUAGCUAA
This is a messenger RNA of Ambispora gerdemannii, 1080 nucleotides long. The record is from the annotation of a GenBank genome assembly. Lineage: Eukaryota; Fungi; Glomeromycota; Glomeromycetes; Archaeosporales; Ambisporaceae.